AUGAAACAGCAGAAAAGUAGCGGGGGUGAGGGAACACAGUUUCCACCGAGAGCACAGGAAACCUCGAUGCCUCAGAACCGUCAAGACCAAUUGAUCAUCAACCAGUUCGCGAAAAAGCUGAUGGAAACAGCCACGCCCGAAAUCAUGCAAAAGUUUGAAAGUGACGUCUCUCGAUGGCCCGAGGACAAGAAGCGACAGCUUUUGGCCCAAGGCAUCCCGCUUCUCUUCCUCCGCUUUCGCCAGCAUGCCGACAUGCUCUACAGGAGAGGAGCCCUCAACACAUUGGCAACAGUGAACACGGGUGAUCAGGUUGACAGACCACAACAGGUGGCUUCAAUUGACAUCGCAGGCUUAAGCUCAAACCCUGAUGCUGUAGGAAAUUCUCAAGCAGAAACAGCGUCACUCGACCCAAGUGAAGCAUACAGACAAGGCCAAGCCAAUGAAACGGCCAACGGGCGCAUUCGCCCGCACUCGGUAUUACCGUCAGAAACGUACCCAAAUAUCUCUGACGCGGAUCCCCCGUCAUCUUUCCGGCGGGGCAGUUCAUACCUCUCCGUGCAAGACAGCGUUGAGCAUGAUCAGCCUGCUCUUCUUUCCAGCAACCCAGUACAUAUCAACAGGAACGACCAUCAUAACGCUUUGGGUUCGGAGCCAUUCCUUGGUGACCCAACAGCUCCGGACAAUUUCGAUUUCGACAGUUUCUGGCAUACCGGCGAUGAUAACUACGACGAUGCUGAGUAUGCUCCCGCUGCGUUGCAGCCACGGUCACUGUUGGUCACUGUCGGUAUCAUCCUAUGGACACGAUUCACCAAGGUCACUGUCGGUAUCAUCCUAUGGACACGCUUCUUCAAGGCCACCAGACUUUGA
Messenger RNA from Alternaria conjuncta, 867 nucleotides. RefSeq lists its product as uncharacterized. The record is from RefSeq and is a predicted model, not a curated record. NCBI's taxonomy places the organism in Eukaryota, Fungi, Ascomycota, Dothideomycetes, Pleosporales, Pleosporaceae. The transcript has 3 exons. Bases 1 to 867 code for a protein of 288 amino acids.